CAAUGUUUCUGAAGCUACACAUAGUGAAGGUUUAAAUAAAAAUGGAGCAGUUUGAAUCACUGCUGACGUGCUGCGUCUGCUUGGACCGGUACAGAAACCCAAAGCUGCUGCCAUGUCAGCAUAGUUUCUGUAUGGAACCAUGUAUGGACGGCCUGGUCGACUACGUCAGACGACAGGUUAAAUGUCCAGAAUGUCGUGCAGAGCAUCGUAUUCCCUAUCAAGGAGUACAAGGAUUCCCUACAAAUGUCACCUUGCAGAGGUUUUUGGAGCUGCAUGCUCAAAUCGCUGGGGAACUUCCAGACCCCACGGCUGGGCAAGUUAUGGAAAGAUGCAAUGUUUGCUCAGAAAAGGCAUACUGUGCACCUUGUGCUCAUUGUGACAAGAAAGUUUGUGAAGAUUGCAAAUCUGCCCAUAUGGAAGUACUUCGUAGGGAAAUUGCGCGAAUCAAUAAUCAAAUACGCCGUGGCGUAAAUAGACUUCAAGAUAUUUUAGCUGUAGUAGAACGAAACACAUCUAAUUUGCAAACAAAUUGUGCUGCAGUGGCAGGUGAAGUAGAUGAAAUUCACAAGAGACUUGCUAAAGCUCUAAAAGAUCGAACUGAUUUCUUGCGAAGUGAGGUUGAUCGUUAUUUAGCUACUGAACUUAGAAAUUUGACUCAUCUUAAAGAUAAUUUAGAGUUAGAAUUAAGUAAUAUACAAAGCAAUUGUGAUCUCGCUGAUAAAUAUAUGAACGACGAUGUUGAAUGGGAAGACACAGAAUUGGUUGACACCAAAGAAAUAUUCCUUAAAACUGUCGAAUUUCUAAGAAAUUUCGACUAUGAAGCUGGUGAUUACAAUCGUAGGAUACGAUUUAUCAUGACACAUGACCCAAACCAGCUUGUAAUGCAUGUCGCUAGUUAUGGAGAACUUAACAUCACACAUCCAAAUGCGUACUCAGCGGGAUUACAACAAUCUCAAGGCUUGACAAGGUCAAAGAGUGAUCACCGCUUAGCAUCUCAAUUCCGUCAACAAGAAGAGGCUAAAGGGUAUACAGAAAAUGAUGAGCCGAUUUUAGGUGGACGUAAAUUUGGUGAACGCCGCCCACCACCUCCAGAAAAACAUACUAGGGACUAUGGUGUCACUGAUGACUAUAGUGGUUAUGAAUCAGAGCACAGACCAUCACGAAGAUUCCGUUCGCGUUUCGUGAGAAGCCACCAAGCUGACAAUGAUUCUGAUACCGAAACAGCAACCCGAGCUGUAAAAGCCGAACAAAAAGAGAAAGAAAAAGAAAAGGUUGCCGAUACUGAAGAUGCAACUCGAGGUCCACUCAGUGGAAUAUUUAGAUUGAGUGACUGCCCACGAGUUAUGCAAAGGAUAUUAGAUGUAGAUAGUGGAAAAAAGAAAGAAAAGAAGGAGCCCCCUCCACCACCUAAGCCAGUUCAACCAACACCACAACCACGAAGCCGUCCGCCACCACCAGCAAGACAGCAAAGUGAAGACGAUGAAAUAACUCGUCUUAAAAGACAAAACAAAGGUGCAGCUUCAUCACAAGAACCUGAUCGAGCUCCUCAAAGGCCAGCUGAAGAAGAAAGAAGCUCAAUUAAUCGUAAGCCGCCAACACCAGCUCGCGAGGCAUCCAGUGAUGGUGAGUCCGAUGAAUCAGUUGGAUCUCUGCAAAGAAAUCAGCGCAAGAAUACCGCUCCAACCCCAAAACCAACUGUCACAAGAAGGCCAUCAGCAUCUGACACAUCCUCUGUGCACCGUCAAGCAGCCCGCGCUCCUAGUACGGAAUCUAGCGCAUCAACAGAAAGUUCCGGCUCGGCGGUUAAACAUACAGGUGCGAUUCUAACCAUCGCAGAAUUGAAAGCAAAAUAUAGUAAUGAUGGGCUGCCACCAAAACCGACCACACGUUUUUUGUCCGCAGGCAAUGAAAGAUCAACACCGGUGACAGCAAAUGGAACAUCCGGCGGGGCACAACGGGUACAAAGUCGUUUCGUUGGAUCACAACGACCGACACCCACACCGGCGCCCGCCGAGCCGGCACAAGACGACUCUGAUACAAGCUCCGAAGAGGAAACUGACUCAUCAGAGGAGAGUGAAGAGGAGCCUGUUCAACAAAGGAAGCCCGAGAGUCAGGCGAUGGCUCGUAGCGAUAUAGGACCGCUUCUAGCGAGAAGUACUAAUGCUCGAAAUGACGCAAAUGACAAUAAAAACAAAGACACGUCAACUCAGUCACGUUACCGUACUCGACAAUCCUCCCAAACCGAAGAAGAACCUGCUCCUCGAUAUGGCGCUAGUGGUUCAUCCUACAGCCGUUAUGGCAGUAAACCAAAAGAUGACGAAAUGACAUCCUCUUUGGAUGACGAUUCCAAAUAUCCUACUGCUCGUUCGAGAUAUCUUGCUUUAAAAGAACGUCGCAAUCGCCUUGCAAGAAGCAAAAGCAGUCACACCGGUUUCGGUGGGGGUGACGACGAUGACCAAGAUGAUCCCGUUUCCCCUACUACUGCAUCCCCAUCAGCUUACCUUGCGGCUCGAUACGGCUCCGGCACUGGCGGUUCGGAGCUGUCUCGAAGCCGAUCGUCACAUGCGCUCAAAUCGAGGGAGAGCUCUCCUGAACGUCCGGUAACCGGCGAAAAGGACGGAGCAGCUUUAAGUUCCUGGGCGAGAUACUUAAAAAACAAGUACGGCUCGCGAGGAAAAGAUCGUGAUUCGGGCGGUACAUCUUCUAGCACAUCCCGUCGCUUGUCUCUCGGGUUGCCCUUACGCUCAGCUAAUGAGCUUGCCAGUUCUGAUGACGAUUCAAAAAACGCGGCAGGCUCCCCCAUCUCCCCUACGGCGGCUACAGCAGCGGUAGCAGGUUUCGCAGCAGCAGGUUCCUCCCCUAGGAGCCAGUAUCUGCAGAAACGCCGAUUACAAUUCAGUGUGGGGAGCCGGGGGAGCGAACCCGGUUGUUUUACUUGGCCUCGUGGCAUCGCUGUUGGCCCAGACAAUAUUAUGGUCGUGGCUGAUUCUUCUAAUCACAGAGUGCAGGUAUUCGAUUCCAAUGGAAUAUUUGUUAAGGAGUUUGGUCAAUAUGGCAGCGGAGAAGGCGAAUUCGACUGCCUAGCUGGCGUUGCUGUUAACCGUAUCGGACAGUACAUCAUCGCCGAUCGAUAUAACCAUCGCAUACAGGUGUUCGACCCCGCCGGUCGCUUCCUGAGAUCCUUCGGCAGCCAGGGUACUGGUGAUGGAAAGUUCAACUACCCAUGGGGCAUCACAACAGACGCCCUCGGAUUUAUAUACGUGUGUGACAAGGAAAACCAUAGAGUACAGGUGUUCCAAUCCGACGGUACAUUUGUGGGUAAAUUCGGUAGUUUCGGAUCCAAACUUGGACAGCUGGAGCAUCCACAUUACAUAGCUGUAUCCAGCACCAAUCGUGUACUAGUCUCUGACUCCAACAACCACAGGAUUCAAGUCUUCGAUGUUAAUGGAAGAGUUAUUUCUUCGUUCGGUGAAGAAGGUUCUGAGGAUGGGCAGUUCAAGUUCCCAAGGGGUGUUGCUGUCGAUGACCAAGGCUACAUCGUAGUCGCUGAUUCUGGUAACAACAGAAUCCAGAUCUUCCAUCCUGAUGGUACUUUCCUCAGGGCUUUCGGUUCCUGGGGUUCUGGAGACGGGGAGUUCAAGGGUCUUGAAGGUAUCGCUGUUAUGUCCGGUGGCAACAUCAUCGUAUGUGAUCGGGAAAAUCAUAGGGUACAAGUUUUCUAAAGAUUUACCGAGGACGAUAGCAACAAUUAAAAAAUUAAACAUAAUAGUAUAAAUAUAAAAUGUACAUAAUUAUGGUACGACCGGUCAUUCAAUUUUAAAAAUGAGACAAACACGUCUAAAGUCCCACCAAAAAUAAUAAGAUCCUUUUUAUGUCGUUCUAUUUUGUUUAUAUUUCAUCUUUUUUCAUUCAUAUUUCCUGUCCGCUUCACUAUUCUGUAAUUUGUAAAAGGGUAUGUAAGUUUUAAAAGAAGCAUUCGUAGCGUUUUCUUUUUACUUCUUAAUAUGAAUUAAUAAUGGGUUAAAAAAAUAUUUGAUAGGAACAUAAAAGUGAAGCUACGUCUCUAGUAGAGAACGUUUAAAAAACUUUUAUAUUUUCCCUCAAGAACUAUUCAUACUGAUCACUAAUUAUGAAUUAGGUUUUAUAACUUUACAUAAGAGAAGAGAAAAAACGCCAACGGCACCCUUUCUGUACUUAAUGUACAUUCACUUACGUAGCUGUUUCUUAUCUUAUAACUUUUUAAGAUAUCCUAUGUGUAAUCUAAAGAUGCGUGGAUACUUGUGACAGCCUCUAAACUGUGCAAUUGCAAAUUUAACCAAAAAAAAACUGUCUGGUAAGAGAGACACAAAUAUCUUGAAACGGAACUAAGAAAAAUUCAAGUAAACAAAAAAGUAGACUAAAAAUUGAAUUUUUGAAUAUACACUGAUGAGUUCAGUUUGGGAAUAAAUCAAUUUCAUAAUUUCUAAUGUGUCUAAAAUAAUCUCAAAUAUAAAAUAAUAAAUUCAUAUCUUUAUAAUAAAUCAUCUACUUUAUCUGAACUUAUGCCGAUCUCAAGUCAUCAUACUGUUUUUAAUCCUUACGAAAUUUUACGAUUCAAUUUUUGAAAUUUUUGAACGAUAUGAAAAUACGAAAUUAUUCACUCAAUUUCUAAAUUUCGAAUUUCAAUGUAUUGAAGUAAUUUUUAGGUGUAAUCAUUUUCUUUUUUAUCACAGUUCGAUUACAAAAAAGUAUAAAACUAAAUCUAGAGCAUUUAUAAGGAAAAAAACCUUAAAAAAAUUGUCACGAAAAUGGGGUUUUGUAAUAAGUAAGAAUCGAUUUUCAAAUCAUACAAAUAAAAAUGAACUGUAAUCGUAAUUAUAGCGUAAUAUUCUUUCUAGUCAGAUUAAAUCAUAUAUUAUUUUAUGCCAAAAUCUAUUGCCAAAAAUUAUAUUUAUUUAUUUAAAAGUGGAACUUUACCAGUUUUUUUUUUAAAUAUAAAAAUAAGCAAUUAAUAUAAUUACGUCAGCUUUUUGUUUAAUGUUAAAGAUUGUUUUAACGAUUGUAAGUCAAUUUUUGUAAAAAUAAAUAAAACUAAAUAUAUUAUCGUUAUUCAGUACAUUUUGUAUGGUUUUCAAGUUUAAAUAAAUGAUUUGUUAAUAAUGAA
Molecule: messenger RNA, 5143 nt
Organism: Melitaea cinxia (Glanville fritillary)
Lineage: Eukaryota; Metazoa; Arthropoda; Insecta; Lepidoptera; Nymphalidae
Gene: tn
Product: RING finger protein nhl-1
Exons: 11
Coding region: 42-3722 (1226 amino acids)
Biological process (GO): proteasome-mediated ubiquitin-dependent protein catabolic process; negative regulation of translation; protein polyubiquitination
Molecular function (GO): translation repressor activity; ubiquitin protein ligase activity; metal ion binding
Source: RefSeq, a predicted model, not a curated record